Molecule: messenger RNA, 3002 nt
Organism: Engraulis encrasicolus (European anchovy)
Lineage: Eukaryota; Metazoa; Chordata; Actinopteri; Clupeiformes; Engraulidae
Product: homeobox protein Hox-C6a-like
Exons: 2
Coding region: 1066-1767 (233 amino acids)
Biological process (GO): anterior/posterior pattern specification; regulation of transcription by RNA polymerase II
Cellular component (GO): nucleus
Molecular function (GO): DNA-binding transcription factor activity, RNA polymerase II-specific; RNA polymerase II cis-regulatory region sequence-specific DNA binding
Source: RefSeq, a predicted model, not a curated record
UAUAGACACAAUAUGUUGAGUAAAUGUGAUUCACUGCAUUGAAUGAAAUGCGCUUGCUAAAUAAAAUAAAAUCACCAUUCAGUUGGAAUUAGUAAAAUGGAUGAUACACAAGUGGGAGGGUGUGCUUGAAACAGCAAUGAUAUUACGCAGCAGCUGAUCAUAGGCUCUGCUAACCAGAUCAAAAUCUGUUUGCAGAUUAUAUCGAGGUGUGAAAGUCGGUUGAAAUUAUGUUAUACCAUAUUAAGGAAGAGGUAUUUGCUAUCAACUGACAUGUCCAUUGAUAGUCUCGGUUUCUCUCAUUUCCAUCCGUGGGAAUGAAAUUGACUCAAUGGAUUUACCAUCGUUACGCACCAAAUUACGCACCAUUCGACAUGAAGAUUCAAGUGGUUUUCUGUGGAUAGGCUUCUUUAUUUUAUCUCCAAAAUACUAAUAGCAACUUGCUUUUCAUUUCAUUUACAGUGGAGGUAAAUAACUUGCUGCAAUGUGAAAUAUAGACCCGAGAGACUUAAGUUUAGAUUUACGCAGAAUUACACAUGGUGGGUAAACCCUUUACAGAUUUCAUCAGCAAUUUCUGUGCUAUGCAUCUCUCUUUUUUCAGGCGGCGCGCACACAAACAUGAACUCGAGGGCACGCGCCUUGUAGAUCCAGUACGGCAUGUGUGUGCGCGCGCGCAGGCGUGCGCUUGCCUGUUUUCUUAAAGCUUGAUGUGCUUUUACCAGAGGGCUAUGAGGAUACGCUACAUGUUCCGCAGCUCCCCCUGCUCUCAAUUGGUGGGGAAUGGUCAGGUGACGCUGUCAUAUUGUCCUUCUUUGAGCCACCCUUAGCUAUAACACUUGGAUUGACCGUCUUAACUGGACUAUAGAAAUAAAUAAUUUUGAAAUCUGAAUAUCACCUAAAAGAGACGGAUACAGCGAGAGGCUGCUACCUAUAGGCUAUGCGAUAGGUAAACACACUCUCUGCCUGAAAGUAGCCAUCUGUCUGCGAGGGAGAGAGUGUGGGGAAGACAGAAAAGUAGUUAAGAGGAAAGAGAGGAGGAAGAGUACACGUGAGGCCGAUAGGGAAGCUAUGAAUUCCUAUUUUGCGAACUCGUCGCUCCCCUGCCAUUUGUCUGCUGGUCAAGAAGUUCUGCCUAAUGUGUCCCUAAGCUCCAGCGGCUAUGACCCAGUCAGACACUUCUCGUCCUACAACACUCCCAUGAGCCAGAACCGGAUCUACGCUUCGCCCUUCUAUUCACCCCAGGAUAACGUAUUCAGGGCGGCUCGGGGACCCUACGACUGUGGAUCAAACAUAUUUCUUCAGGAGAAAGAUGUGCUCCCCAGCUGCAGGCAAACUACUAUGGGACUUAACAGCCAGAACCACGUUGCUCAGGACUAUAGCUUGGAGUCGGCGAGAAAUGUUGCACAGGAGCAAAAAGGCAACCUCCAGAUAUACCCGUGGAUGCAGCGCAUGAACUCGCACACUGGAGUUGGCUAUGGCACAGACAGACGCAGAGGUCGCCAGAUCUACUCUCGCUACCAGACCCUGGAGCUCGAGAAAGAAUUCCACUUCAACCGCUACCUGACCAGGCGGAGACGCAUUGAGAUCGCCCACGCGCUCUGCCUCACCGAACGCCAGAUCAAAAUCUGGUUUCAGAACCGCCGAAUGAAAUGGAAGAAAGAGAGCAACUUGACCUCCACGACCACCACCGGGGAAGCCACAGCGGCGUCAGAAGAGCCCAGCAAAGAGGGCGUAGAGAAGGAGACGGAUGACAUGAAGAAAGAUGACUAAUGAGCCGCAUUCCUGCACUCUGUAGCCAAACACGUUUAGCACCCCAACACGACUACCUAAUGUCCACUUAAAUGUGCACUUUUAGCACCCAACACGACUAUCUAAUGUCCAUUUAACUGUACAUUUUAAUGCAUGAUCCAACAUUUAAUGUUCAGGUGCCCUCUCUCUCACCCCCGCCAUGGGCGCAUGGACUCAUUGCUGGGGCACAAACACUCACUCUUAUGAACUCGCGCAUACAAGCAAUGCAAAGCACGUUUACGCAUACCUACUAGCACGCAGCCAGGCAUGUUCAGGAGCUGCUACAGCAGUUUGUGUUGUCAAUGCUGUUGUGGAAGAGGAGUGGACGCAGGCGGAUGACAUGUACACGUAGCUUGUGUACUCGCUAGUGCCAAUUGUGAUCGUGCCGCAGAAAGAUAAUUCAGUAUGUUGCAGAGAGCCCAUACCUUUGGGCAGCACUCAGUUACUCGAGGAUUCUGAAGCUCAACAUCAUUCCAAUUGUGAACCCAUUUAGGCCUAUACUUGCACAUAGCCUAUCUGUUAGCCUUUUUGCUGUUGUUGACAUUGCGUAAUGGCCUAUGAAAACUAUUAAGACUGACAACUACACUACCUAUAUUCGACUGCUAGUAUUUGUAUUUGUCGAUAUUAUGCCAGUGCACUGGUUGAGUAUUGCGGGUUUACUUUGGUCGUUUAUUUUUUAAGUAUGAAGCACACAGCAGUCUUGUACAGAACACAUUAUUCUAGCAAACGUGUUCGUUUCACACUAAAAUCACACAAAAUGCUCAUUUUUAAUGUGUUGUUUUUACAUGUGCUAAUUUAAUUAAAAAAUGUUACACACGAUGUGCAGUCGUCAUUGUAUUUUUGAGUUGACUCCCUUUGAAACCAUCAUUUUAUUCAAACAUACGAGAGGCAUUUUGUCGAAUAAAGAAAAAGGCCAGAUAUUUCACUUACUCAAACAGUGUACAUAAGAUGAAUCGAUAUGCAUUUCAAAGACAUUCCGGCCUUGUACUGUUAGACCCUUUCAGAUAACAGGAAAGCUGGACAAUCUUAUCCAACACCACCAAUGCAAAAACAGUGAAAUAUGAUCUACAUAGGCCUAUUUUUGUUCGAUGAAGUUAUUAAUUAUGGAUGGGUUCCUCAGUAAGAUUUGGCCUAUGAAAACAUGAGCAAAUUCAUAUUAUGUGUCUAGAAAUAUCACCCAAGAGAUUGAGAGACAAACCGGUGUGGUAAGGAAAAUG